CUGUGCUAUUUUUUUUGUCCUCUUUGUCCAUGCAGGUGUUCUACAACGGUGCCAACGUGAAGCAGGUGGAUGUGCCCACGCUGACAGGCUCCUUUGGCAUCCUGGCAUCCCACGUCCCCACGCUCCAGGUGCUCCGGCCGGGCGUUGUCACAGUUCACGCCGAGGAUGGGACGGCCACCAAGUACUUUGUGAGCAGUGGCUCUGUCACUGUCCACGCCGACUCCACGGUGCAGGUGCUGGCAGAGGAGGCAGUGACCAUGGACAUGCUGGACCUGGCUACUGCAAAAUCCAACCUGGAGAAAGCUGUGUCAGAGAUGGCAGCAGCGUCUGAUGAAGCUGCUAAAGCAGAAGCUCAGAUUAAGGUAGAAGCUAACGAAGCCCUGGUGAAGGCUCUGGAGUAAAUCCAGGAAUCCCACUGUGGAUGCAGAACUCCCAGCCUGUCCCUGUUCUACUCCCCAGCUGUACAGAUGGAGCAGGACGAAUGGAGGUGGAGAAAUGGUUCUGAUCAAUUAAAAGGAAAUGUGACCCCC
Messenger RNA from Zonotrichia albicollis (white-throated sparrow), 530 nucleotides. Lineage: Eukaryota; Metazoa; Chordata; Aves; Passeriformes; Passerellidae. The record is from RefSeq and is a predicted model, not a curated record.